Messenger RNA from Bemisia tabaci, 3690 nucleotides. RefSeq lists its product as uncharacterized. Lineage: Eukaryota; Metazoa; Arthropoda; Insecta; Hemiptera; Aleyrodidae. The record is from RefSeq and is a predicted model, not a curated record.
ACAUUUUUGUUGUCUCGGUAUUCUUGUUUCGGAGUUUGAAUUUCGAGAAUGUAAUGAUGAAAUGUUACUUUUUUUGCCACUAAUUUGUGCCGAAAUUGGAAUUUUUGAAAUGCUAGUCAUCAAUUCAAAGGUUCUCAGUUGGUUGGCUCAAACUCAGUUUGUGGUAAGCGAAAAGGACAAAGUGGAUGGAACAGUUUAUUCUUAUUGAAAAUGUAGAGUACAGAUUGCUGCUAAAUAGUCCAUUAUCAGUCUUCCUGAAGAUUUCUUCUUUUAUCAUCUCAUGCACAAGGUUGUCAGACACCUUGAAGUUGGAGUAUUAUCUCGCCAGGGAACCUUUGAUUCCUCCACAGAAAUAGAUCUCAGUCGUCGGUUAUUGUUGGUGAAUGGAGCAGGAGAGAGAGAUUAUGCUGGAUUCUCACAACAGAUGAUUUGAACGAAACUGGUUACCCAGUCAUUACCUAUGCCAAACCAAACUGUAGUUGUCUGACAUAACGCCUGUGAAACUUUCUGAUAGAAAAUAAGUAAAUUUUGGUGUAUACUUUGCCGUGAUGGAGGGCCUCAGUGAAAGCGAUUUGUCCAAUAACAUAUCUCAGCCAAACAAGAAAAAAUUACGGAAGCAGCCACCACCUCGUAAACCACCUCGUAGAUCUAUUUUAACUAAUGAUGAUAAAGCUUCAAAAAAACUCAACACCAAUUCUUUUAUUUGUAAGUUUUGUAGAUCUAAUUUUUCUCUUAAAAGAAGCCGUAAUCGUCAUGAAGGUUAUUGCAGUGCCAAUGCCGAUAGACGUCCACCCACAUUUUCAUGUGCUCAUUGUAAUUCAUCGUUCAAUUUAAAACAAAAUUUAACCACUCAUUUGAAGACUUGUUCACCUGGAACUUCAGAAUCUCAACACCGGAGAAACAAAACCCCUUGCCUCGUAAAGGGUUGUCUCUUAAAAUUCUUCUUCAAAACCCAACUGAUUCAUCAUAUGUCAUCAGUUCAUAAAGAUGAAAUCACCAUCCGUCCCAAGGUAACUAAAACUUUUGCAUCUAUUGAUGAAUUUAAAGCGUGGAAGGAAAAGGAAGAAGAAAGCACAUUUUCGUACUUUUCUGCCCGAACAGGUCAGGCAUCAAAGUUGGUGAAACAUUACUACUGCCAACAUGAUGGCCCGCAAAAGUCGCAUAAAAAGCUUUCACCAGUCUCAAGUAAAUGCCGCAACAAAGGAAGAGUAAAAGUAGGACAUUAUUGUAUCGCAAAAAUUAAAGUUACAGUGUCUCAGAACAAAUCUGUUAUUGUAGAUUAUUACCCGACUCAUAGCCACGUUUGCAAACCGAAAGAUACGCUACAUCACCCCCUACCGGCUGCAAUGUCUACAUACAUCAAUGAAAGACUUGCAGAAAACAUACCACCAACAGUUGUCCAUCAGAUCACAAAAGAGCGCUUCCUCCCAAAAAAUAAUCUUGGUGUGCAUGACACAAAAGCUAGUAUUCUUCAAAAAAAAUUAAUUUUAGAACGAGAACGAAGGAGGCGUAUGAAAUGUCGGCUUCAUCAGGACGAUGUCGAAUCUGUUUUUUUGCUAGCCCAUGAGAUCAUUGCAAAAGAUAAUUCUCUUUUAAUUUAUAAGCCAUGUGGAAAGAAAGUUGUUCAUGGACCUGCUGAAAUUGAUGAGCUUUCUAAUUCUGAAGAUUUAUUUAUGUUUGCCUUCCAAACAGACAGACAGUUAGAUCUAAUGAAAAGAUAUGGUUCCAAAAUAAUAAUUGUUGGUGUGACUCAUGGGACCAAUCAAUGCGAAUACGAACUGUUUACUGUAAUGGUCGUCGACGAUAAUCGUCGUGGCUGGCCGGUUGCCCAUCUAAUUACUAGCAAGUCUGAUGCUAAUACAAUCAAGUUUUUUUUUCAAACUUUAGAUGCUAGGCUAAAUAAUGAAGUACCACUGAGCUUUGUGAUAACUGAUGAUGAUCCUACUUUGAUAAAUGCUGCAAAUGCAGGGUUUUCUCAGGAAAUAAAGCAUAUAUUGUGUGUAUGGCAUGUCCUCAAGAACCUUGAAGAAAACCUAAGAGCCAAAGUCCCUCUUGAUUUAUUCAACACAAUGUUGUCCGAAAUUAAAGUCAUAAUAAAUACUGCGAGUAAGAGUUCAUUUUUUAAGUUAAAAGAUGAUUUCCUAAGCAAGUACGGAAAUAAUCCGGCUACCUCCGACUUUAUGUCAUACUUAGAGGACCAGUAUUGGAAAAGAGUAGAAAAGUGGUCGAGGUGUCACAGGAACUUCCCUCAUGGAGAAGUAAAUACAAUAGGAUAUCUUGACUCCUUUCAUAAUAGAUUGAAAACUGAGUACCUCAAGCGUAAAGUGAAUAAGAGACUAGAUGACCUCAUUCUUAUUCUGUACGAUAUUGAAAGGGAUGACCACUGCACUCGGCUUAAGGAAGCUGAUGUCGGCUUUUCUGUUCAACAUCAAGAUAUUCUAGAAAGACACAAACGAGGCCUUUUAAUGAAAGACAAUAUGAUCGUAGAGCAAAUUGAAGACAGGCUCUGGGAAAUAAAGUCUGUUGAUACCAAAAGUUGUGAAAUAUGUUAUAUAGAACGCUGCAAGGAGUUAUGUAAUCUUGAAAUGUGUUCUUCUAAGUGCACUGAAGCAAAGUGCCAUGGCCUAUGUUCCCAUAUUUUCGUAUGCAGCUGCUCCGACCACCAUCCUUUGUGCAAGCACAUUCAUAAACUUCAGUCUUAUCUCACUAGAGGUGACCCUUUUGUUCCCUCUGAAGAAAGUUUUUACUUUUUUGAAACUGAAUACAAUGGUGAAGAACUCCAUAGUGAUUCCGAGAGUGCUGUUGAGACCUCAUCCAACCCCUCUGGAAAAAUAGAAAAUAUUCUCGGACAGAUGGCAAGCAAUAUCUCCGUUCUUCAACAGUUUUUAAAUGCAGCCCAAGAAAAUGCAGUCCCUGAAAAUACUAUCAUCCACGUGAAUACUGUUUUAUCUGAUCUUGUAACUCGCUUAGAGCCUGAGAAACUUCAAAACUAAUCUGAUAAAGCAGAGACUCUUUGUGUGACACAAAGUUUUGUCGAUUUACGGUGAUGAGUCAGGGAAUUUUGAAACAGGUUUUUGACUUCCCACCCUAACUUAUCAAUGAUCGACCUAAACUUACACUGCUGUAUCGAAAUUGUCUCUAUGUUUCUUGCUGUUCCAAUUUUCAAGUCUACGAAGAUAUGAUUUACCGUCUAAUAAUUUUAGCACUUGUUUUCAGAUGAGAUAUUAUGAAGUGACUAUUUUGCUCCUGUCGAUUUCCUAUUGAUUUUAAAAAUCUUGAUACAAAGAUAAUUAUUGACCAACUACUUUGUGUGUCCUUGUCUCUAAAAUUUUAGUGGGAAUUCAGUUCAUGUAAUAAGUCAUUCUACUUUACCAAUUGAUUGUACUUUCUCAAUCUUUCUUCACUAUUUCCUCUUGAAUUGAUUUUUUGUACCUUCCAAUUUGUCAUUUUUUUAAAGUUUUUAGCACUGUUAUAUUUUUAAUAGGGUAAAUUUUGGUACAAUGAUUAUCUCUGUUUCCAUUUAACUGUAAAUCUUUUAAGCUGUAUGUACUUUAAACAUUGAUGUUUCUCUCCUUUUGUGUUUAUUCUGUCAAUUUGUGUGAUAAAAUUGUUGAGGAUGGUUCAAUCGGCUUAAUUUAUGUGAUCCAUUCAUUUGUUCCAUUGUUAAAAAUAAAUUCAACUUCUUCAUAA